This is a messenger RNA of Aspergillus melleus, 2447 nucleotides long. It is a transcript of the gene PUS7, whose product is annotated as pseudouridine synthase PUS7. Gene Ontology annotation, molecular function: pseudouridine synthase activity; RNA binding. The coding region runs from base 179 to 2359 and encodes 726 amino acids. Gene Ontology annotation, cellular component: nucleus. Gene Ontology annotation, biological process: pseudouridine synthesis. The transcript has 2 exons. Lineage: Eukaryota; Fungi; Ascomycota; Eurotiomycetes; Eurotiales; Aspergillaceae. The record is from RefSeq and is a predicted model, not a curated record.
CUCUACAUACCUCCGUACUCCGCCAAAGUAUACUUCCCAAAACGGAAUUAGGGCUAGGGCUACGCUAACCCCCAUUCGGCGCCGCAAACCCAGCUGCAUCAUUCUCCGAUCUCCACCUACAACAUCAACUACACCUCCGACUCCUCUCAACUCACCUUCCUCCUUCCCUAUAAACGCAAUGGAAGGCGCCGAGCACGUUGAAUCGCCGCGCAAGCGGUUAAAGACCGACAAUGCCUCUUCCACCGAGGAAGUCGUGCUGCAAGCUCCCGUCGCGACGUCCGAGACUAAAAUCUCCGAAGCCGACGCCCAGGCAAAGAAGGAGUUGGACGUGGGUAUCACGGAGUUUGUUAGCGCCGAUAAUGAGGGGUUUUCGGGAGUGUUGAAGAAGAGGUAUACCGAUUUCCUGGUCAAUGAGAUCGUUCCCUCCGGCGAAGUGUUGCAUUUGCGAAACGUGGUCUUGGAGACCCCCUCGAACGAGAAGGAGGAUGGCGCCGCGAAGCCGACAGAAGGAUCCGAAGAGAAGAAGGAAGAGCAGAAGGCGAACGCAGAGCCCGCGGAAGAGGCGCCCAAGAAACAGUUCGAGCUGUCAGAGGAAGACAAGACGCUGAUGGACGAAUUGUUCGGUGAACAGUCCACCAAGAAGAUCGUGGCGCUGCAUAACCGCGCCCAGAGCAACGACAAGGCCCGGCCCAGCGAACUCGGCAAAAUCCCGACCCUGGUCGUCAAUGACCGCGACCUGCGCAUCAAGAUGCAUCAGACCAUUCGCCGCAUCUUCCGCUCGCAGAUGGAAUCCUCUACGGACGGCGACGGCAUGAUGACCAUCUCGGUUGCCGCGAACCGGAACAAGCGCAGUGCGAAGGCUGGCCCUGCUGGCCCUAGUCGGGACCGUGGUCGCGUCAACUGGGACGAGCUGGGCGGACCGUAUCUGCAUUUCACCAUUUACAAGGAGAACAAGGACACCAUGGAGGUCAUUUCGUUUAUCUCUCGCCAGCUGCGCAUGAACCCCAAGAGCUUCCAGUUUGCGGGCACUAAGGACCGCCGCGGAGUGACGGUGCAGAGGGCGUGCGCGCACCGCGUGCAAGCUGAGCGCCUGAACAAGCUAAAUGCCUGUCUUCGCAAUGCUACCAUCGGUGAUUUUGAGUAUAAGCAGCAUGGACUCGAGCUCGGCGAUCUCAAUGGAAACGAGUUCGUCGUCACGCUCCGUGAAUGCGAUAUCCCGGGCCUUGACCUCGAGAACCGCGAGACGGCUGUCGCCAGAGCCUCGGAUCUCGUGGGCUCCGCUUUGCGGAAUCUCCGCGAACGAGGCUACUUCAACUACUACGGUCUGCAGCGAUUCGGGACGUUCGCGACGCGCACGGACACCGUCGGAGUGAAAAUGCUGCAAGGCGAUUUCAAGGGCGCCUGCGAUGCCAUCCUGGACUACAGCUCCGAGUCGCUGGCGGCCGCCGAAGCCGGUGAAAACUCCACCAGCCUGAUCAGCGCCGACGACAAGGCCCGCGCCAAGGCCAUCCACAUGUUCCGCACGAGCAGCCAAGGCACCGAAGCCCUGGACAUUCUGCCGCGCAAAUUCUCCGCCGAAUCCAACCUGAUCCGCCAUCUUAGCCGCUCCCGCAACGACUGCCGCGGUGCCCUGCAGACCAUCCCGCGCAACCUGCGACUGAUGUACGUCCACGCCUACCAAUCGCUGGUGUGGAACUUUGCCGCUGGAGAGCGCUGGCGUCUCUAUGGCGACAAAGUCGUCGAGGGCGACCUCGUGCUCAUCCACGAACACACCGACAAGGAGGAUGGCCACACCGCGGCAUCUAACGUUGACGCCGACGGCGAAGUCAUCAUCGCUCCCGGUGCCACCGACAGCUCUUUCGUCGACUACACGCGCGCCCGCGCCCUGACGGCCGACGAAGCUGCCAGCGGCAAGUACUCCGUCUUCGACAUCGUCCUGCCCCUUCCCGGUUUCGACGUCCUGUACCCGGCCAACGCCAUGACCGACUUCUACAAACAGUUCAUGGCCAGCGAGCAAGGCGGCGGUCUCGACCCGUUCGACAUGCGUCGGCAGUGGAAGGACAUCUCUCUCAGCGGAAGCUAUCGUAAACUCCUCAGUCGUAUGGGCCCGGACUACUCGUGCCAGGUGCAUCUGUACGAGCAGGACGACGAGCAGUUCAUUCAGACGGACUUGCAGAAGCUGCAGCAGCAGCAGGCCAAGACGGAGGAGGCGGCUGCCGAGUCUAAGGGUUCUGGAGAUAAGAUCGCCGUGGUUCUGAAGUUCCAGUUGGGUUCGAGCCAGUAUGCGACUAUGGCUUUGAGGGAGUUGAUGAAGGGGAAGGUUCAGACGUAUAAGCCGGACUUUUCGGGUCGUGCUUAGGGUAUUUGUGUGUAUAUAUAAAAAGGGGUAUUGUUUACAUACUUGCAUGGGCAGAGAUAGUUACUCUGUAAUUCAUCCAUUUCUCGAC